Ambispora gerdemannii is the source of this 1092-nucleotide messenger RNA. The record is from the annotation of a GenBank genome assembly. Lineage: Eukaryota; Fungi; Glomeromycota; Glomeromycetes; Archaeosporales; Ambisporaceae.
AUGGCAGAUUUAACAGUAGAGUUUCGACGAAUCGUUACCAAACUUGACGUAUCAACAACAGAAAAACCAAAACGCGCCGAUAUUUUACCGCCUACAAAAAAGAGUUUUCGCAAUAUCAAUGACCCAUUUCUAAAAGAAGCUUACGAAAUAGCUUCACACAUAAAUAACUUGAAGGCUUUUCUGCUCUCAAUUCGCAAAGUGUAUCUGAAUUUAUCGCGCAACUCUGUAGGCUCUCUUCGAAAAACGACGGGCAACAAUGCGAUUUCUUCUUUUUCUGAUAUCGAAAAGAAUGUUCUUUCGCCAAAUGUAGGAGCAUCUAUUCAAACACUUACAGAUAAAGAACGUGAUGAUAUUGAUUUGCAUGCAAAAGUCAUUAUGCAGAAAUGUAUGGAUAGAAUCAAAAAAUUGGAGGAAGCGGAAGAAGGUGUGGGUGUAAAUACUGCACGACAAAAUUCAAUUAUGAGUAAUCCCCUAUUGAAGAUAUUGCCUAAUCUUCGUACACCUGAAGAGCAUGAUAUUAUCGCUGCACAUAGGAGUAGUGUGACGUGGUUUUUAAAUAUGCAAUUAAUGCAAGCCUCAAAAAUACAGAAAGACUUGCAGGAAUCUAGAAUUCGCAAAGAGAUUGAAAAAAGAGAAAGAUCGUUACUUAAACCAACAACAAAUAAACCAACGACCCCUCCAUUAGUGUUACGAGAGUUUUCAGAUGAAAAAGAUUCUUCCAAAAAUAAAGAAAACAAUGUUGAUACUAAUGUCAUUACUUCUGAAGAUGAUGAUAUCGAGCAACAUUUGUCAGCUGAACAGAAAAUGAUGCUAGAAUUGGAAAACGAGACGAUGAUGAAAGAAUUAGACCAAGCUGAAAAAGCCUUACUCGAAAUCUCUAAUCUACAAUCCGUCUUAUCAAGUCACCUUGCGGUACAAACUCAACAAACUGAUCGUUUGUACGCAGAGGCGAUUGCCACCACUGAUAGAGUUCAAGAGGGCAAUCUAAUGCUUAUUAAAGCACGACAACGAGCGCAAGACGCGCGAAAAGGGAUCCUGAUAUUUUUAAUAUUGGCUAGUUUUAUACUAUUGUUCUUGGAUUGGUAUGACUAA